AAAUAGGUUAACACAUACAACAGCAAAAAAUAAGAAAAUGGCCCCAUCGAUUUUAAUUGCUGAAGAAGAGGAUAGUGUAGCAGAACUAAAAUAUCAAGCGUUGUAUGAUGGACUUCAAGCAGAACUGUUGCCUACACAAGUCGCAAUGAUGUUCAUGGAUGGUGCUAGCGGCGACCAGUUGAACGAUAUUGCACGGAUUUGCUGCGAGCUCCGAACAAAAGUUAUCUCUGUCUCUACGCUUUCUUCUGCAAGCGUCCAUCGGUCCAAAGAGGAGAUUGAUGUUGCAACAAACAUAACGAAACUGUGCUUGGAAGAUCUAGAAAGAAAUGAUAUUAGGGUUUCAGUAAUAGGCAAAAGGGACUCAAUUUCAGACUCAUUGCUAGACAUGAUAACCAAGAUGGAAGAAACUACAAAGAACAACAAGUCGCUUCAUAUUAUCGAAGCAAUCGAUUACACAGGACGUGGGGAGAUCAUUCAGGCUUGCGUGGCUCUUGCUGGGAAGGUGAAAGAUGGUGUUAUACAACCCGAGGAUAUCGAUGAAAAUGUUUUCCAGCAAGAACUCGAGACGAAGUGCUCAGAGUUUCCUGAUCCUGAUAUAAUGAUCCGAACGGGUGGGAAGUAUAGCAUUGACAACUUUAUGAUAUGGCAAAUGGCGUAUACUGAACUCUACUUUGUUGAAAAAGAUGAUCUGGAAUUUAACAAGACUAGUUUUGUUGAGGCGUUAGACUCGUACCAGAAAAGAUCCAGACGGUUCGGUGGAAAGUGAAAAACUAUAUAUUAGAUUUUUAAUUGUCAUCUUAAUUAAUUGGUCUUUAUAGUAUCAGAAACUGCAAAACUAUGUAUUAGUGUUUUAGUAAAAUAGUUAUUAAACCUAUUGUAAUUUGAAAUAAGGAUUCAGGAUUGUUAACUAAGAAUUUAAAA
This is a messenger RNA of Helianthus annuus (common sunflower), 921 nucleotides long. Its product is annotated as dehydrodolichyl diphosphate synthase 2. The transcript has 3 exons. Bases 38 to 766 code for a protein of 242 amino acids. Gene Ontology annotation, biological process: polyprenol biosynthetic process; plastid membrane organization; response to cold. Lineage: Eukaryota; Viridiplantae; Streptophyta; Magnoliopsida; Asterales; Asteraceae. The record is from RefSeq and is a predicted model, not a curated record. Gene Ontology annotation, cellular component: chloroplast stroma.